This is a messenger RNA of Gossypium raimondii (Peruvian cotton), 1924 nucleotides long. Its product is annotated as FCS-Like Zinc finger 8. The transcript has 3 exons. Lineage: Eukaryota; Viridiplantae; Streptophyta; Magnoliopsida; Malvales; Malvaceae. The record is from RefSeq and is a predicted model, not a curated record. Bases 746 to 1582 code for a protein of 278 amino acids.
GCUAACGAUGAGACUAGCAAUACAAAUUUCCACUUCACUCCCCACUAUACACACCAUCAGCACUUGCAGAUGAUCAAAGCAGGUAGAGGAAGAAGAAGAAGCAGAAGAACACGAAGUAGUUUGCAUCAUUCAUUUCUCAUCUAAAAAUUGAAUCAGAUUUUGAUUAACAUAGAAAAAAGCUCUCUCCUUUUUGUUUCUUCUUUUGUUCUCUCUCUCAUACUUUCUGUUUUCUUUUUCUUUUUUUCUGUCCUUUUCCUACAUUUGCAUGCUAAUUUUUCAGCACUGAUGAUGGAGAAGCUGAGUUUUUAGUGGGGUUUCAAAAAUAAAAAAGAAUACAUAGAAAGAAGAGAACCCACUAGAAAAAAAGAGAGGGCAAAAGAAAAAAAAAACUGAUCACCACCCCACAUUUCAUAAUUCACUAGUCUUUUUGUUUUCUUGUUGGGUUUUCUUUGCCAUUUUGGGGGUUUUAUGUGAAAGUUCUUUUUCUUUUCUUUUUUUUUCCCUUUCCCUGGUUUUGUUGCUUAAAAAUGGAGUCCACAGAGUUGUAACAUACUACAUAGGGACAAAGUGGUUUUCAUUUUGCCUUUGGCUUUUAUUUUUCUGGGUUUUUUUUUGUAAAGAUGGUUGCUUUGGUUUCUGGUUGCUUUGGUUUCUUAUUUUUGAAGCUUAAAACAGCAGCAGUUUCUGGGGUUCAACAAUAAUACCAAUCCCAAGAAGCAGCAAGUGAAGGUAUAAGGUUUUAAUAAUGGCAGAUUGUGAUUCUACUCUUCAAUCUCCCACAGAUAAGGUGCAAAAGAAGCCCACUUCAUUCCCUAAAUUGCUUACUGGUUUUACUUUAAAAGCAUUUUCUGAUAAUACUGAGUCUAUUAUGAGUCCAAAAUCUAUACUUGAUAGCAAGCCCUGUUCAGCUUUGAAAAACCCUUUUUGGUCUGAAUCAAGUACUCCUAAAACCCCAGAACCUGAAGCCAAACACAAGCUUGAUUCCAAAGGGAUUGGUCUUGCCAUUGUUGAUUCUUUCAAAGAUGAUUACUUUGAUCCCAACUUACCAAAACCUGUCCUUUUUGGUUCACAACUUAGGAUCCAAAUCCCAUCUUUGCCCCAUGUUCUUUCACCAGCAGAAUCUCCAAGAACACCACCUGAGUUUAGCACCAAGACAAGAACAUCUCAGUUGAGUUCAUUUUCUUCUGUUCUGUCCCCUUCUUCAGUAAGGGAAACCUUGAAUUCACCAAGGAUCUUAAUUGGGAAUCUCCCAGCUUCUGAAAUGGAACUCUCAGAAGAUUACACCUGUGUGAUAUCUCAUGGAAGUAAUCCAAGAACCACCCAUAUCUUUGAUGAUUGCAUUGUUGAAAGCUGUUGUGGGGUUGUUGGUUUCUCCUCUCCGAAGAGAAACGGGUCAAGUUACCAAUCAGAAAAUUUCCUUAGCUACUGUUAUGCUUGUAAGAAGAAUCUUUCUCCAGGAAAAGACAUUUACAUGUACAGUGAGAAAGCAUUUUGCAGCAAAGAAUGUAGGUACCAAGAGAUGAUGCUAGAAGAAAGCACCAACAAACUAGAAUCUGAUGACAUCUUUGGGACUUAUUCCUAACAUUUGUUUCAAGUUCUCAUCAUCAGUCUUGCAUAAAAGCCAGUCAAGGAUUAAGUAAAACCAGCACAAAUAACUUCUGUUUGUCAAUCAUCGUGAGAGUUUUUAAUUGCUUUUAGCUGUUUAAAAGAUGAAACUUUGGGUUUACUCUGUUGUAUCUUCUUCAACAGGCUCUAUGGUAUUUGUAGAAUUGAUCUUUCUUUCUUUCUUUGCAAGUGAUCUUUUGUGUUUUUUCUUUUGUCAAAUAGUCUUUGGUGGUGGUGGUAAUUGUAAAUGCCAGUGAUCAUCAUUCUGAUUUGUGACUCUAAAGAAAAGCAUAUAAUAUUAUAUACUAUAUUUGCUUUA